CUCACCUUGAACCCACUGAGCUCCAAGAAAGCCCUGCGCCGUCUCACCUUGAACCCACUGAGCUCCAAGAAAGCCCUGCGCCGUCUCACCUUGAACCCACUGAGCUCCAAGAAAGCCCUGCGCCGUCUCACCUUGAACCCACUGAGCUCCAAGAAAGCCCUGCGCCGUCUCACCCUGAUCCAACAGAGCUCCAAGAAAGUACCGCGCCAUCUCACCCUGAACCCACUGAGCUCCAAGAAAGUCAAGCGCCAUCUCACACUGAACCCACAGAGCUCCAAGGACGUCCUUCGCCAUCUAACCCUGAUGAUGCAGAGCUCCGGGAAAGCCCUGUGUCACUUAUUGUUGAUCCUAUGCCAUGCCCUGCUGGUCCGGCUGAGCUGCAAAAAAGCCCUAUCUAUGUGACUUCCACGCAGGCUCAGCAUAGUCCUCGACCGCUCACUUACACCUCUUCAAGCCCCACACAGAAUUCCACAGAGCAUCAGCUCAUGUCCACAGAGUCUGAGCGGAAUACAACGCAGGGUAGUCCUAUGCCUUGUAGCCAUGCACAUUCUCCGAACAGCCCAAACCAAGCAGGACUUAGUCCUAUUCGGGUUCAGCCAGGGCCUGGUGAGCCACCACAAUGCCCUCCACCACAUUGUCUUGCACAGGACAACACUUCACAGACGCAGCUUGAGAAACCAUGUAGUCCUUUGAACAUCAUCACACAGAUUCAGCACAGUCCCCCACAAAGACAUAGUCCUGCACAAGCCGGCACAUCACAUCAACAGAGUCUAACACAGAAUGCUGAACCUACACUGAAGAGUCCUGGAUCAAGCAGCCCUGCACAGCUGCAAUGUGGGGUUGCACAGGACAUUUCUACACUGGACCAGGACCACUCACUUGUCUUCUGUAGGUCUACCCAUCCAACAAGAAGACACGCCUCAAAGAGGCCCAUUUCAGCUCCAUGUAGCCCAGCACUGGUCCCACACAGAGCCACGCAGUGUAGUCUGUCACAACCUGCAAGCCCAGUACAGGCCCACUCUUUACAACCUGUUAGGCCUUCACAGCUUAGCCUACUUCCUUCUUUGCUUGAUACACAGUCAAAAAAGGAAUCCAACCAAACUGGUACCACAGAGCUGAAGUCUUCAGAGCACAGCCCUAUGCAGAGUCUUAACGUUGAUGGCCAAACACCGGAAAGUAGCCCUAUCCCUCUUAGCCACACUUCUGACCUGUCUGCAAUGCCACCGGAUGGCCACGGCACAGAUGGCAAAUUCCCAAACCAGCUUGGUGCUGUUCAGAGUAGUGCGCUUAACCCGGACCAUUCUAGCCCCUUUCAUGUCCAUGCCAUGCCCACACCAGAAAGCCUUGUUCACAUUAGCACUUCUCUGGAACACUGUAGCCUGACUUGCUUGCCUUGUGCUGAUGAAACGGAGGAAAUUCCUCCCCCAGCAAGCCACAUUCAUCAGAGUCCUUCUUGUGAAUGCCCAUCAAGCUUCACAGAAGCUAUUGAAGGUAAAGCCAGCCCCAUACAUAUCCAAAAUAGCUCAGCUAGUGCUAGUCCCAAACAUGGCAGUCAAAUGCCUACUAACCCUGUCAGCUCUCUUCAGGCUUGUGCUAGUCCAGUACCACAGCAGAAUAGCGCUUCUCAUGUCAGUCCUCAAGCUGCAGAGACUAGCCCCUUAACACAACCAGCUAGCCCUGUAACGCUUCGAGCUAGCUACUCUGAGCAACCAAUUGACUGCUUGGCGCCACCUGUUACAUCCUCAACACAACCAGCUAGCCUAUCAGCAGUACUGGCUACACCCAUCCACCCCAUCUCCUGUCAGGAAGAGGAGAUGGAGCUAGCUGUCGACCACUCUAAUCGCGAUCAGUCAGAAACUUGUCCGAGUCAUCCUAUCUCCACCCCGGACAGUCCAGUACAUACUAGCCCAACUCAUGCUAGGCCAGUCAUCACACAAGCUAACAGUGGCUACAGUCUGAUGGGCUCCAUGCAUGCUCAAGAUGGGAUUAGUCCGUCUGUUUGUGGUGUUGCAGAGCUCGCACAGACUGACACAAGCCAAAGUCCCACACAUCCUGGUCAGUCAAGUUCCUCACAUGUACAAACUACCUGCAGUCCUUUGCAGACUUCGCCAGUACAGACAAGCCCCCUGCCUACAACAAACUUUAGUCCUCCACACUGUAGGCUGACUGAUACUAGCCCAGCUAGUAGCCCUGUUAGCCACAGUCUGAGCCAUUGUGGCCAGACAAGUUCCUGCUCUGCUUGCGUAAGUGACGUUAGCUUCAUCAUCAGUCCACCUAGGUCUAGUCCUGCUGGUCAAGCUAGUCCUGUUCACAUACAAAGCACUUCUAGUACUGCCCACUCAGGCCCAGUCCAAAGACGGAGUCCCUCAUUAGCUAGCAUGACAUACAGCAGCCCUGCACAUGCUACUGUCACUUGUGUUAGUCCACCUCACAGUCCAGCUCAGGCCAGUGAAACAUAUUGUAGCCCCACAGGUAGCCCCCAUUCUAGCCCAGCUCCUCACACUGGAAACGGGUAUGGCCUUACUGUGGCACGGCUGAGCCCCGCUUUGCCUAACUCAAGUCUUGAUGUGAAGGAGGAGGUCAGUUCUGUAAUUAAGAGCUCUGUUCUUCCCGAUGUGGUUCAGCUUGAUUCUGGUCUUGUUAAACAUACAGACUGUAUUAGGCAGACGAGCCCAACACCUGCCAGUUCCCUACCUGAUGACUCAUCUGCUGUUAGCCCCAUUCAGGCUAGACUGAGUCAGGUUAGCCAGUGCCCAGCAAGUCCUCUCUAUACCCACGAUGGGUAUGCUGUUGGAAGCACUGCCUCGGGAAGCCCCUUGUAUCAAAGACCAGUCACUCCUGUUGAUGCCACUUACACUCAGGCCAGUCCGAGCCAUGCUAGCCCUGACCAUUCUUCUCCCACUCAGGAUAACACUGCGAUGCCUAGCACAAGCCACACUAGUGAACCGCCCUCUGCCCCCUCACAGGUUAGCCCUCCUAAUUCUCCACAUGCUCAAGCAGGCUCUGUGCACACUAGCACAGUUGCUAGUUCUGUUUGCGACCCCUUGCAAUCAGGUCAUACCCAGGUUAUCCCUAGCUUGGUGCGGCUAGAGACUAAUCCCAGUCCUGCUACUCCUGUGCAGCCAGAGGUUAGUCCCAGUCCUGGUCCUGCUAGCCCUAUGAGGUGUGAGGCUGGUCCCGGUUCUGUUAGCCCUGUUCUUGCCACCCCUGGGCAAUCUGAAACUAGCCCUAGUCCUGGUCCUACUAGCCCUGUGCAGCUUGAUGGUGGUCCUGGUCCUGGAAGCCUUUCUGUUUCCAUCCCCCAGCAACGCACACAGACAGAGAGGAGGGAGUCUGCAUCCACUGUGGAUGUCAGCGUGGCUGAGAAAGAGGAGGAAGACUUGGAGAGAGCAGCUCCACAGCAGGAGGAGGGGGAGGAGCCUUAUCAGACGGCAAAGCAGAGUCCCGAAGGAGGAGAACAGGAUCAGAAGAAGGAUCAGCACAGCAGCUCCAACUGUUCCUCAGAAGUCCAGCUUGGAUCUGUACUGAAUGAAGACCAUCAGUCUCCUCCACACACUGCUGCUUCUGCCUCUCCCCUCCUCCCGCAGCCAGCUUCUCCCUCCCCUCAACCCACCACACCACACUCUGCCUUACCCCUCCAACAGCCCUCUUGCUCUCCGUCAUCUUCACCUCCUGCCUUCCCCCUCCCCUCACCACUAUCUCCUCCUCCUAGAGCUGGCUCUCUGGAGGCCUCCCCCACCUCCUCCCCUCACAGGACUGCCUUACUCCCCUCCUGUUCCCCCCACACUCCACCUUCUCCCUCCCCUCAUCUGGAGGACCUCCCCCAGGAAGAGAAACCUACUAAUCAAAGAGAAGCCGAGACGGGGACGGGAGCAAAGUCUGAGCUAGAGGACAGAACGCUUUCCUGUCAUGUGACGUUGGCAGAUGACAGCCAAUCACAGCGCCAAUUUGAACCUGUUGCUACAGCAACAGACCUCACCAAAGAUAAGCACCAAUCACAAGCUGAGCCUUCAGAGAGGGAGGAGGAGGAACCUCCUGAAACGCCAGAACAAACAUCACCAGCCGGGUCAGCUGCUCAUAAGGUGGUUGCAGGACAACAGCCGAUGAGGGAGAAGCAGGAUGCGAAGGAGGAGAUGAGAGCGAGUGGUGUGAAGGAUGAAGAGGAAGUGGAGGAGGAGAGGGAGGGCACCGAGCAGGAGGAACAAUCAGAUGAGGAGGAGGAGGAGCCAGUGAGCCCAGGGCUGGAACUGGAGCACUCUUUAGACAUGGAGGUGUUGGAACUGAUGACGUCAUCUCCUCCCCCCUCCCUCCUCCACCUGUCCUCCCACAGCCUGCCUCCCUUCUCCCGCCGGGGAAAGGGUCGGACUCUCAGAACUCCUCUCUGCUCCUCUAGGCCAUCAGAUGACCUCGCCAUCCGUCUGAGGCAGUCUCCCUUCUCCACAGAGGCCUCCCCUGAGACCUCCCCCACCAGAGCUCCCAUGACCCCGCCUCCGCUCUCCCCGCUGUCACCUCCUCUCCGGUCCUCCCCCGCUACCAGAGAGUCUCCACCUCUCUCCAAG
This is a messenger RNA of Micropterus dolomieu (smallmouth bass), 4559 nucleotides long. RefSeq names its product mucin-12-like. The transcript has 3 exons. The annotation marks the transcript as partial. The record is from RefSeq and is a predicted model, not a curated record. NCBI's taxonomy places the organism in Eukaryota, Metazoa, Chordata, Actinopteri, Centrarchiformes, Centrarchidae.